Papaver somniferum (opium poppy) is the source of this 1316-nucleotide messenger RNA. RefSeq names its product repressor of RNA polymerase III transcription MAF1 homolog. Gene Ontology annotation, cellular component: nucleus. Gene Ontology annotation, biological process: negative regulation of transcription by RNA polymerase III. Gene Ontology annotation, molecular function: RNA polymerase III core binding. NCBI's taxonomy places the organism in Eukaryota, Viridiplantae, Streptophyta, Magnoliopsida, Ranunculales, Papaveraceae. The coding region runs from base 240 to 920 and encodes 226 amino acids. The transcript has 11 exons. The record is from RefSeq and is a predicted model, not a curated record.
CCUGUCACCUAAUUAAAACGAGACCGGAUAAAGAAUAUCUCUAACGAAUUUUCAACUUUUGAAUCUCUCUCUCUGUCGUAUUUUAUAGAUCUGAUUAUCCAGAGUGCAGAAAACUCGUUGGUUCGUCGUCACUAAUUCUCUCUGUAAUAAACGGAAUUUGAGUAUUAGAAGAUUAGGUUACAGAAGGUGUUAUUUUGAAUUGAAAAGAUAGGGUUUAUUUGUUUGAGAUUAAGAAUAAGAUGAAGUACUUGGAAUUCACAAAUCUUGACAGGAUUAAUCAAUUCCUUAAUUACGUAAGUUUUGGGGAAUAUUGCAUCAAAGGAAGUUUAGAAGCUUACUCAUGCAAACAUACGGGAACAGAUAAGAAGCUGUCGUUUAGUUUGGAUCAAGAGAUUCUGGAUUAUCUUGGACAAUCUGCAGACAGUGAUCCCCCUUCUCCAGCUAGUAUUUUGUCUAGUAGAUCCAGCCGAAAGACGUUGAUUUACCUGGUGCUUACGCUCGGUCACAUGUAUCCAGAUUACGAUUUCAGCGCAGUGCAAGCACACCGUUUCUUCAGAGAAGAAGAUUGGACCAGUGUUAAGCAGACAUAUGACACCUAUAUGUUCGAAGUAGCGAAGGAAUGGGCAGCUGCUAGUGGGGGCAGUGAUUUACUGGAAAACUUGUAUAAGUCAUUGGAUGAGGUUGUGAAACUUGGCGAAUGUGAAAUUUACUGUUACAGUCCGGAGCCGGAUUCAGAUGGAGACCCUUUCUUGGAAAGGGGAGCCAUAUGGUCCUUCAACUUCUUCUUUUACAAUAGAAAGAUAAAACGCGUCGUCAGCUUUCGUUGUUGCUGCUUAAGCAAUUUGGCAGCUGAGGGUUUUCUUAUGGAUGAGUCUCGGGAUGACGAAGACGGGUACAUUUUCAGCAACAUGGACAUGUGAAAUGUCCAAUAUAUAUAUUGGAUACUUCCUGAAUUCGUAUAUGUUAUAGUGGCUUACACUUUAGACCUGUUAAUGUAUGCUGUAUAAUAUAUAUACAUAAGCAGUUAGUUAGUUAGAACCAGACUGUACUACGUGAUUGGAAUAAGAAGUACAAGGACAUUGCAAUGUGAAGAUAUUCGGUUGUAUCUAUUUGCACAUAAUGUAUACCAUAGAAACCCUUACAACAGCUGUGUUGUAAAGGUGAUGCUAUGAUAAGUCUCAAUAUUGUCAAACAUUCAUUUUACGCGCCUGUGUUAUCAUUGGAUACUACUAAUCAGGCUGUUUGAGACCCCUACACCCUUAUUAACAUUGGGAGGGUGCAAUGGACAUGUGUUCCUCAGAGCUCAUUUGUUCAGA